Molecule: messenger RNA, 1816 nt
Organism: Amaranthus tricolor (Joseph's coat)
Lineage: Eukaryota; Viridiplantae; Streptophyta; Magnoliopsida; Caryophyllales; Amaranthaceae
Exons: 10
Coding region: 176-1558 (460 amino acids)
Biological process (GO): activation of GTPase activity
Molecular function (GO): GTPase activator activity
Source: RefSeq, a predicted model, not a curated record
UUAUCAUUAUUUUAUGAAAUCAUAGCAAAAAUCACUUUAUGGCCUCAAGAGUGUCAAGAGCAAAAAUGGCAGAUGCAACUUUUUGAUUUGAAGCAAAUUAAUACAACUCCAAGAAAGGAACAUGAGAUGAAAAAUGUUCGUUACUCAAAACAAAUAAAGGAGAACAAGUGUAACAAUGAAGAACACUGUCAACAACAACAACGACUCACCGCCACCUGCUGAUCAUGAUUCCAUCAAAGACCCCAUUUCUUCUCUCGAUUCUCGCUUCAAUCAAACCCUCAAAACUGUUCAAGGGCUGCUCAAAGGACACAGUUUUCCUGGUAAAGUAUUGCUGAGCCGCCGAGCAGAACCUUUUGAUGUUUCUAGCAUGCAUCUAUCUCCUCGGGAUUACAAAAGGAGCUCCUCUCAAAAUGAUGCAGGACCAAGUAAACACGAGGAUAACCCUGUUGAGGAACAUUCUCCAAGCACAGAUGAUAAUGACUCUGAUUCUUCUCUACGAAAGUCAAAACCGUCAGUGUCUCCUGUCAAUACAUCUAAAGAGUCUCAUAAGACUCCUUUGAGUGCAAGAGCUACAGAUUCAGCUAGGGUCAUGAAGUUCAAAAAGGAGCUUUCAGUGCCAACAGUUACUUUAGAAAAACUGCGGGAGCUAGCUUGGAAUGGUGUGCCAUCUUACAUGCGCCCUGUUGUCUGGAGACUUCUUUUGGGAUAUGCACCACUUAAUUCAGAUAGAAGGGAAGGAGUUCUGAGGAGGAAGCGCAAUGAGUAUCUUGAUUCUGUGGCACAGUAUUAUGAUAUUCCAGAUUCUGAACGUUCAGAUGAUGAAAUCAACAUGCUCCGUCAGAUUGCAGUUGAUUGUCCUAGAACUGUACCGGAUGUAACUUUCUUUCAGCAACCUGCAGUCCAGAAAUCUUUGGAGCGGAUACUCUACACUUGGGCCAUCCGACAUCCUGCUAGUGGAUAUGUACAAGGAAUUAAUGAUCUUGUGACACCAUUUCUGGUGGUAUUCUUGUCCGAACACUUAGAAGGAAGCAUUGAUACUUGGUCGACUUUGGAUCUAUCCGAAGAAAAACUCGCUGAGGUUGAGGCUGAUUGCUAUUGGUGCCUUUCAAAAUUGCUUGAUGGUAUGCAAGACCAUUACACUUUUGCUCAACCAGGAAUCCAGAGACUUGUUUUUAAACUGAGGGAGUUGGUUCGGAGGAUCGAUGAACCUGUUUCGAAACAUAUGGAAGAGCACGGUCUUGAGUUCCUUCAGUUUGCAUUUCGGUGGUUCAAUUGUCUUCUAAUACGUGAGAUCCCUUUUCCCCUCGUCACGCGCCUUUGGGAUACAUACCUUGCAGAAGGUGAUGCUUUACCCGAUUUUCUCGUGUACAUAGCAGCCAGUUUCCUUCUAACUUGGUCUGAUAAAAUCAUGAAGCUUGAUUUUCAAGAGAUGGUAAUGUUCCUUCAACACCUUCGGACACUGAAUUGGACCGAUCAAGAGCUAGAGAUGGUGCUUUCGAGAGCAUAUAUGUGGCAUACCAUGUUUAACAGUUCUCCGAGCCACUUAGCUAGUCAGUAAACGAAACAAGGAUUUUCUUUGAACGUAUUUGGUCGUGUAUGUGUUCCAUUGUAUCUGUCCCGUUAUAAAUUAUCAUUCUCAUCCGGUAACAGAUUAGUCUUACCGUUGAUUGUGUGGCCGUGUACCAUAAGUGUCGAUUACUCGGUUCUUCAUGGCAUAAGGAUGUCAACUAGAAGUAUGCAUUGGCUGGCGGCUUUGAUAUGUAAUUUAUGGCAUGUCUUACGACAUCUGAGUUUAUAUUGUAGAAUUUGCUUUCAA